UGUGGAAUAUUCCGGUUGUCGGUGGGGUAGCUAGCUAACGUGAGUUAUCUGUCCAGUCGAUACACGUUAGGCUGGAGACGGGUGUUGCCUAAUAUGAGGCACGGCAGAAGAUAGCUCACAUUUUAAGAACAGGAUAAUUUUGAUUUCGUUCAGCCACUCAUUCAAUAUGUGGGGAUAUUACGGAUGUAGCUAGCUAGCUAAUUUAGAUAGUUAGCUCGCUUGAUUAAAAAACGAUUUGUUUUGGAACAUGGGGUCGUUGAAGGCUUUGCAAGAAUGGUGUCGGAUACAGUGCGAGAACUACAACGAUGUGGAAAUAAAGAAUAUGUCAACGUCCUUCAGAGAUGGUCUGGCGUUUUGUGCCAUUAUUCACAGACACAGACCGGACUUGAUAGACUUUGAUUCGCUCUCCAAAGACAAUGUCUAUGAAAACAACCGUCUGGCGUUUGAGACUGCCGAGUCGGAGCUGGGCAUCCCAGCCCUGCUGGACCCCGAGGAUAUGGUGUCCAUGAAAGUGCCUGAUCGCCUGAGCAUCAUCACUUACGUCUCCCAGUACUACAACUACUUCACCAACAAGUCUCAGGCCAACCCUCCCUGCAUGAAGAGGCCGAGUGGUACAGGUCACACAGAACCUGCAGUGAAGAGACCUGUUGCCCCUGACAACGAGUCCAGGCUGACCCUUCCUGCGCAGACCGGUGCAGAUGACCACCCCAAACGCAACACCUUGAGUAGCACCUGCGCAGCCUGUCAGAAACACGUUCACCUGGUGCAGAGGUUUCUGGUUGAUGGCAAACUGUACCACCGCAACUGCUUCAGAUGUAGGGAGUGCAGCAGCACCCUCUUACCUGGCUCUUACAAAAUAGGAGCUGAGGCCGGCUCCCUGGUCUGCACUCACCACUUUGCCAGGUCCUUCUCAGGCAGUCAAAAUGGCCGACCAGAUCUCAGCAGACUCACGGGAUCAACGGUGAUGAAAGGGGGAAGGCCCCCGCCGCCUGAGACUCCGCCCACUGUGAGGGGCGAGGAGAAGACCCCCGUGCAGGACGGGACGGGCGACGAACGCUCCAUCCCUCGCUCGGCUGAAAAGCCAGACGUGGCGGACACAGAGAGGGAUGUGGAUGGGGGUACAGAAAGGGAGGAAACGGAAAGGGAGAUGGAGGCCACAGAAAAGGAGAGGGAGGAGACGGAAAGAGAGAGGGAUGGGAGUAAAGACAGGGAGGUGAAAGAGACAGAGGAGGAAGGAAGCCAAGAGAGGGAGGACAAACUUCAGCCACCCUCACCUCCAAAUCCCUUUGAGGACAGUGAUGAAGAGGAGGAGAAAGAAGAAGCUCAGUCGGACGAGAAUUCCGCCAAUGGCCUGCCUUCCACACCAGCCGUUCAUUUGGGAGGUACUGGCCGGCCAGUGCCUGCCCCCCGACGGGUAAUUGACCCUUCCCCUCCUCCUCGCCCAGUGCCAAGGGUCCGCCCACCCAAAGCGACAGACAGCUCUACGCUGAAUGGGGAUCCUGGUGAUACGUACCGACCUGCUCCGAGACCUAGAGAGAGGUCCCACUCUCCAGGGAGCUCCAGCCUGCCCAGUGAAACGCACAAAUCCAAAGACCCUCCCUGGUUGGCCCUUGUCCAGUCAGAGCCCAGGAAAAAACCAGCCCCGCCCCCUCCUACCGAUAUCGCUGCCCCGCCGCGUUCUGGCUCCGUGCCUUCUCUCAGGGGCGAGGGGUCUAGGCCGGCUACCCCUCCGCAGCCCAGCAAUCCCUUUGAGGAGGAUGAUGAGGAGGGGGAGGAGGGGGAGGAGGGGGAGGAAGAGCCAGGAGAGGGCGCUGAGUCAGUUGGAAUGCUGGCGCCGCCCUCUGUGGUGACCAGCCACCCCUGGUAUGGAAUCACUCAAGCAGCUGAGGCAGCCGGCGGGAACAGUCCCUCUCAAACACCCAGCGCAGUCAGUGCAGGCGGCUCGGCCAAUAGGGUCAGCCCGCGGAGUAAGAAACGGCCCGCCCCCAGAGCCCCACGGGCCUCUCCCACAGCUCUUCCUCACUCUCAGCCUUCCUCUACCUCUCCCUCCCCAGCUCUUAGCACAGAAAGCCUCUCCUCCUCCUCAGACCACGGCUCAUCCAAGUCUCCGCCGGGUGGCCAGAUCGCCGAUCAGGACCAUCCUUUCACCAAGAGCAUCUCCGAGCCGUCAAUCAGUGAGCCCGCUCAGUCCUCCGCCAAUCACAAGCCUCAUGUGUCUCCUAGCCCCUCCCCAACGCCCCCGCCAGCCAAUACCAGUUCAGCUCCAGCCACUCCACAGUCCGUUCGGAGCUCUGGGUUAAAGGCUGCUCGGCCCCCGCCUCCCAGACCUCCAUCCACCCCAAGCCCCCUUGCAAAAACGGGAGCUCCUCCCCCACCCCCUCCCACCAAUAAGCGGACAUGUAAAGAGAACCCCUUCAACCGAAAAGCCUCGCCCUCCUACAUCUCCCCUAAAUCCAGGCCUCCCAAGGGCCCCCGCCCAGCCCGACCCCCAGCCCCUGGACACGGAUUCCCCCUCAUCAAGAGGAAGGUUCAGUCAGAUCAGUACAUCCCGGCAGAGGAAAUCCAUGUGGAGAUGGGAGAGCUGGAGAGGCAGCUGGACGAGCUGGAGCAGAGAGGGGUGGAGCUGGAGAAGAGGCUGAGAGACUGCCAGAACGACGAGGAGGAGGAGCACAUGCUGGUGGACUGGUUCACUCUGAUCCACGAGAAACACAUGCUGGUGCGCAGGGAGGCCGAGCUGGUCUACACGGCCAAGCAGCAGAAUCUGGAGGAGAGACAAGCAGACGUGGAAUAUGAACUGAGGUGUCUCCUCAACAAGCCAGAGAAAGAGUGGAGUGAGGAGGACCGCAGCAGGGAGCAGGAGCUGAUGGCAGAGCUGGUCACCAUCAUCGAGCAGAGGAACCAAAUCAUCAACAGCAUGGAUCAGGACAGGCAAAGGGAGGAGGAGGAAGACAAGCUGUUGGAGGCCAUGCUCAAGAGGAAAGAUUUCCACAAGGAGACAGACGGUGAACAGAAGAAGAAGGGGGGGAAGUUUAAGCCCAUGAAGGUGCUGAAAAUGCUGAGCCCCAAGAAUGAGGGGGGCAAGAGCAAGAGCCCCCGCAAGGAGAAGAGCUGAGAGAGAGAGAGAGAGACACUGUGUGGGCGUGUUCCCUGAGGGAGGGUGACUGUCAGGAGCGAACAGGUCUCUCACCGCACAUCUCAUCAUCACAGAGGGGCCCGCAGGAAACAAGGUGGUGUGUGGGAGGAGUGGAGAAGAGAGGGAAGGCAAUAUGACUGAAAAAAAUAAAGACCAUAUCCUGUUGAAGGCUCACGCCAUGCAACUCAAAUCCCACUCCGCCUUUAUAUCCAAAAAAUACAGCCACACGUGUGUAAUGUAUAUAUUUUAAAUGGCCUUUGUGAAGAAGACUGUAAACACAAAACUAAAAAACCAAAAUAACAUGAGUUUAGAGUACUAAUAACUAUGGCCGAGUAAGCGGUGGCAAGAAAGAACAAAUGUAUUUAUUCUGUGCUGUUCAAACUGCUCUAAUACCUUUUUGAUUAUACAGUACAAGCUCCAAACCCAAGCAUUCUUAGUUGCCUGUAAGAAGCAUUCUAAUAGUAGAAAUGAACCACAUCUAUGGAUUUAUCAGUCCGCAGGGUCUUAGCACAAGAGUAGCACUUGAAUAUAGCUCACUCUGAUUUUGACAACAUGCUUACUCCAUAACCUUAAUUGUUCUGCUUUGUAUCAUACUGCAGGAAGUAAGGCUGUAGAGCAAAUGCAGGAGGUGUUUUAUAGUGGUUCCUGUGGCAGCGAGAUACCCACUAGUAAGGACUGUGUGUUGGUCAUCAAAUUUAAAGCUAUAGAACUGCAGUACGAUUAUGAACACAAGGAAGGGGCACCGGGUUCGUAAAGGGGUUGUGAAACGAAACAUGGGGCGUGCGAUGCGAUUUACGUUUCCAAGAACACAAACCAAACUGCCCAAGGAGCAGAGAGACAGUGGAAUGGGAACAGAGAAAAUAAAAAAAGAAAAUGGUUAUUUAAUGUUAUUUAAUUAUUGCUACAAGGUUGAACUCGCAAAAACACUGGCAAUCUUAUUUAUUGUUUUGAUAAUUUAAAAGGGCUGCAUAAGGAAUUACAGUUUGCCGUUGAGACAUAUAGUGACAAUUGGUGACGGUCUGGGCUCUGCCUGCCACAGCUUUACAGAAAUCUUCGUUCAACUCAGAUGUUUUCAGCUAAAACUUGCGUGGCAUUUUCAAGUGAGCUUUUUAUGUUGCUGAAAAUAUUAAAGGCUUCGAGAACUUGAAAGGAGAGCUCAUAUUUGGCUAAUUUAAUUUUGCAUUGAGGUGGUUCAGUGUACAGUGGUGAUGGAGUAAGUGUCAGUUAUCAUUGGCAGUAGUCCUCUAUAACCAAAAAUGUCUCUUACCUACAAACAGCUAACCUAAAAUGUUUGUUCAGUUACGUGGUUGCAAAGAAAAGUGUUUGAUGAUCUAAAACUGAAAAUUCAGAGUUAGUUUACCAUAUUAAUAUGGUAAAGAUACUAACUGAAAGGUUGAGUCUGCAAAUGCUAUCAGUUAUGCAAUGUUAUUUUUUAAAAUUGGUUUUAAAAAGCCUUUUUCUGUUUUACCUUGACAUGUUGUCUUAAUUUUUUUUAUCUGUCUCUAUGCCUUAAAAUAGGUAGAAAAAGAAUCAACCCAUAGAAACAAAUGGUUUUAAAUGAGUGUGUUUUUAAGAGUGCCAUUAUUUAAUUGUGUUUUUGAGUGAGCCUUUCUCUGUACACCUCAGUCCACUGCUACAUCUUCCUCUCACACGGUUUCUAUUUUAGCAUCAGUUAGUCUCUUUUUCUGUUACUGUACACACUCGUCUUUAUUUCUGUGACUCUCCCCAUUUUGUACUUGUGUGUCAGUCCUUGCAUAAGUCUGUCCAUUUAUACACCUGUUAUUCUGUGUACCUGUCUGCCUAUUUAACAGAAACAAAGGGCUUUUCUAGAGCCGCAGAAAUGUUAAACACUGACUAUACAAAA
Molecule: messenger RNA, 4997 nt
Organism: Megalops cyprinoides (Indo-Pacific tarpon)
Lineage: Eukaryota; Metazoa; Chordata; Actinopteri; Elopiformes; Megalopidae
Gene: micall1a
Product: MICAL-like 1a
Exons: 16
Coding region: 248-3112 (954 amino acids)
Molecular function (GO): protein binding
Source: RefSeq, a predicted model, not a curated record